AUGGCGGGCCGCGGGCGGCUGCAGCGGAACGAGCGGUUCUUCGGCCAGGCGGCGGCCAGCGCCAGUGGCGACGCCGGUGCCGAGGCGAAGGUGCGGCGGGCGUUCCAGCGCUGCGCCGAGAGCGGAGUCCUCAAUCUGUCCGGCCAGAACCUCAAGGGGGAUUUACCAGCCUCGAUCUGCGGCUUCCAGGAGAGGAAUCAUGGGCUGAGAACUGGUGGGAGCAGUAUCCCGUCACCAAGAUCGACAUCUCCCACAACGAGAUCCAGCGUAUCCCGCCCGAGAUCUGCCGGCUUGCGGAGUGCGCCUCGUUCGUGGCCCUGUCGAACGCCCUGCAGGAGGCUGCCUGCCGAGCUCUUCACCGAACUGCCGCUGAAGCAGCUGAACUUUCGGCAGAACCAGCUGGUGGCCCUGCCUCCAGGCGAGGCGCUGGCUUGCGCGGAGCAGCUCGUGGAGCUGGUGCUGUCUGAGAACCAGCUCUCGUGCCUCCCGGCAGAGCUCUUCGACCUUCCCUCCCUCGAGGUCUUGGAGGUUUCAGGGAACUCUGUCGCUGGCCUGUCCGACCACGAGUGGGGCUGCUCCCGGCUGCGCCGGCUUGACCUGUCCCAGAAUGCCCUGGGCCCACGGCUGCCGUCGCGGGGCCUCCACCGCUGCAGCGUGCUGCGGGAGCUGUCGUUGGCUGGCAACACGCUGGAGGAGCUCGGAGAGACCUUCGUCCUUCCGCCGCAGCACGCCUGGCGCACCUCCCUGGUGUCCCUGGACCUGAGCGCCAACAGGCUGGGGCCGUCUUUGCGGAUUUCGGGCCUCGAAGCGCUUGACUGCCUGCAGGUAUCGUCAAACCGGAUCUCGUCGCUGGAGCUUGGUGGCAGGUUCCCCAGGCUGAGCGCCCUGGUGGCGCAGAGCAAUCAGAUAUCGGAGUUCCCAGCAGCGCUUCUUCCGGACACCGCCCCCAAUCUCGCGACGCUGGACCUCAUGAACAACGACUUGAAUUCCCUGCCGCCCGAGCUGGGCCUGAACCAGGCGCUGAAGCGGAUCCAGCUGGCAGGGAACCCCAUCAGGAGGCCCUCCCGCAGGAGCUGCUCCGGGGCAGCGCCGAGAACCUCAAGAGGUUCCUCCGCGGCCGCAUCGAGGGCGGCGAGUGCAGGUCCGAGGAGGCCGCCGCCGCGGAGGACCGCUCGGCGGUGCUGCUGCGCGCGGCGGCCGCGAGUGGCGAGCUGA
Molecule: messenger RNA, 1215 nt
Organism: Prorocentrum cordatum
Lineage: Eukaryota; Dinophyceae; Prorocentrales; Prorocentraceae
Source: the annotation of a GenBank genome assembly